This is a messenger RNA of Protopolystoma xenopodis, 225 nucleotides long. The record is from the annotation of a GenBank genome assembly. Lineage: Eukaryota; Metazoa; Platyhelminthes; Monogenea; Polystomatidea; Polystomatidae.
AUGGUGUCCUGUUCUGACGAGGUACGUCACAUGACGGAAGAAAGCCUAGCAACGAUUCAUCGGGGUCGCAGGGCGGUGCGCCGAGGACCUAUUCGCACAUAUCUACAAGCCAAGCUCCAAGGCAACCCCCUACAGCCUCCAGUGGAACCAACUUACGAAUCCCUUCCACUCGCCUCUUCAAUCGAAAUGAAAGGUAUUUCAAAAAGAUUUUUUAAGCCUUCCUAA